AACUGCGGCGACAUUUCCACCGAUCCCGACUUUGGCAUCCCCACUGCGUCGCAAGUUCUGUGCACCGGCUCUACCUACAACUCGAGCUGCACCUACACCUGUAAUACGGGCUUUCUGGCCGUCGGGACAAGCACCUACACCUGCGGACCGGGUGGGCUUGGCGACUGGCAGCCGCAUCCGUUGUCGUUCUUCUGCUCGGCCACCGACGUGACGCAAACACUUGUUGACGCGCCGCCUCUUGGCACCGUCUACCAGGCCGGUGAGUCGUUUUCUAUCGGAGUCGUCGCCCGCAACAGCCUUGGCUCCGUCGUCGACACUGGUGACGACCUCAUGGAAGUCACCCUGCCCGACUUUGGCAUCGUUGCUGUCGGGAGCUAUGCGGGCUACGGGGCAUGCCAUCUCGCGCCGCUGACCUACGUCGUCGUCCCUGCCGCUGCUGCCGCCGCCGGCUCGGAAGUCUCCGGCUCUGCGCUCACAGAGGGCUCCUUCUCCGGCGCCACUGUCACGCUCACCAUUGUUGUCCGCGACCUGUACGGCAACGCGCGGGUGAGCUCGGACGAUGCAGGUCUCAUCGAGGUCGUGCCCAAGCGCGGCGCCCUGAGCCUUCCAGUCAGCCUCGGCAACCUCGGCAGCGCCGAGUACAUGGCUUCGUUUACACCUGUCGAGGGAGGCCUCUACACCAUCUCUGUUGUCGUUAAUGGCCUGGCACCCCUUGGCUCCGUCGUCGACACUGGUGACGACCUCAUGGAAGUCACCCUGCCCGACUUUGGCAUCGUUGCUGUCGGGAGCUAUGCGGGCUACGGGGGUAUCUACAACAUUUCGGUCGAUAUGACUGGCGCGGCCGAUACUGCGCCCGCGCUUGCAGGCACGUACCAAGCCACAAUGUUGGUCAACAAGCGCGAGCAUGCCAUCUCGCCGCUGACCUACGUCGUCGUCCCUGCCGCUGCUGCCGCCGCCGGCUCGGAAGUCUCCGGCUCUGCGCUCACAGAGGGCUCCUUCUCCGGCGCCACUGUCACGCUCACCAUUGUUGUCCGCGACCUGUACGGCAACGCGCGGGUGAGCUCGGACGAUGCAGGUCUCAUCGAGGUCGUGCCCAAGCGCGGCGCCCUGAGCCUUCCAGUCAGCCUCGGCAACCUCGGCAGCGCCGAGUACAUGGCUUCGUUUACACCUGUCGAGGGAGGCCUCUACACCAUCUCUGUUGUCGUUAAUGGCCUGCCGCACCCGUCGUCGCCGUGGGUCAUUGUCGUCUCGGCCAUCUGCCCGCCCGGCUUCCAGUCGGUUGACGAGUCGACGUGCGCCGAGUGCCCCGAGAACACCUUCUCAGAAGUCAUCAACGCCGGCCGCUGCGAGCUCUGUCCUGAGAACAUGCGGUCACCCUCCAUCUCGCCGUCGUGGGCCAACUGCACGUGCGCGCCCAACUUUUGGCUUGGCCUCGAGGGCCACCGCCGCAAUGCCGGCUGUGUCGCCUGCCCGCGCGGCGGCGAGUGCCGCGGCGGCCUCGCUCCGCCCGUUGCCGCCAAGGGCUUCUUUGACGUCUCGCCCAACGGCGACGGCUCGCAGUUUGAGCAGUGCCGCAGGCCCGGCGCGUGUGCAGGCGGCUUCCAGCAGUGUGCUGCAGGCUUUGAGGGCUUUAUGUGCAACACGUGCUCCGCCAAUCACUACUCGGAUGGCUCGGGCGCAUGCCGCAAGUGCCCGCCCGGCUCGUCAGGCCUCAUGAUCGCCUUUGUUCUCGCCAUCGUCGUCACCGCCAUCGGCGUUGUCGUCUUUAUGCUCCUCACUUAUGCCGGCGAAGCGACCGCCAUUGCGGACGGGCAGGGUGCGCUCGUCACCGCCGAGAUGCGAUACACACGCGGCUCGUACUCACACCGCCGCCGCGUCCCGCACUCGCUGUCGCAGGCCAUUGUGUUCUUCCAGAUCCUCGGCGUCAUUGCCAAGUCCUCGCUCCAGUGGCCGUCUCGGGUCCAGGAGACGCUCCUCAUCUUUAAUGUCAUCAAUCUUGACCUUGACAUCUUUGCCUCUGAGUGCUCGCUCUCGUCGUUUGAGGCCAAGUACGCGCUCUCGACCCUCUACCCGCUCUUUUUCCUCCUCAUUUCCACCCUCGCCUGGAUCCUCAUCAAGUCGGUUCGCUACUCGUUUGCCCGCCUCCGCACCCUCCCUGCCUUUGACGCGCCGACGCUCAUUGUCCUUGAACGGACUGUCAUUAUUGUUGCGCCGCUUCUGUACAUCCCUCUCUCACGGUCGUCGCUCAUUCUCUUCGACUGCUCGCGGCUCGCCGACGGCAACUACUACCUCGACGCCGACCUUGGACGCCGCUGCUUUGACGCUGCAUGGCUCCGGCUCCUUCCGCUUGGUCUCAUCGCCGUCUGCAUCUACGUCAUUGGCAUUCCUCUCUACAUUGGCCUCCCGCUCCUUUUUAAGCGCCUCGUUGUCGUCGGCGCCUCGCUUUUCUUCUCUGAAGCCCAGAUCUGGCAGGUCUCGGCCCUGCUCGCUCUCUUCACUACCGCUACCGUCCUCCACUCGCAGCACGAGCCGUACUACGAGCCGCUGUACAACAAGCUCGAGCUCCGCCUCAACGUCUGCGCCAUGAUUGUUCUCGGCUUUGGCUUUGCGUUUUACGCAGACCGCUUCCCCAAUGAGGUCUCACGGUACAUCUUUAUCAUCGGCUGCAUCGCCGUCGUCGUCACCGCCGUCGCCAUUCUCGCCUGGACCUUCCUCGUCGAGCUGCGCGCCCUCUUCAAGCUGCACAAAAACCCCGACGCAGAGUUUGACCUCGACGUCCGCCAAAUCAUCUUCUGGCGCGAGCUCGAGAAAAAUGCCCCAGACUGGGUCAACAAGUCGCUCGUCGAGCACAUCCUCACCUAUCGCGGCGAGCUCAACGAGGACCAGCGCUCCAUGCUCAAACUCGAUGAGAGCGUUGCUUCCGUCUCCAUCGGCAUCGAUGACUCGCUCAAUCUCGUCGCAUCGGCCGACGCCUCCUCCCGCAACUCGGUCGUGAUCCCGGCAUCGGUGGACAUCUAUGCCACAGACGCUGGCAAUGACGCGGGCGCCGGCGUUGGCCUCACCGACUCGCUCCUCUCCAAGCCGCACACCCUCGCAGCCCCGGGCUCAUCCCUCGCCGCCACAGCCGCCCUCGACGACGGUGAUGGCAUCCCCCUCGUCUCGCUCAACGACGACGUUGUCUACACCACGCACAAUGUUUUCGACGACCUCGACGCCGAUAUUAUUGUCGAGUGA
Molecule: messenger RNA, 3234 nt
Organism: Thecamonas trahens ATCC 50062
Lineage: Eukaryota; Apusomonadida; Apusomonadidae
Exons: 4
Molecular function (GO): protein binding
Source: RefSeq, a predicted model, not a curated record